CAUCACAGCACCAUGUCGAUCGAAGAACAAAUCAUCCUCAUUACCGGCGCCUCCGGCUUCGUCGCCACGCAGGUUGUGCGCCUCUUCCUGCAACGAGGCUACCGAGUGCGCGGCACGGUGCGGUCCGAGCAGACGGCCGAGAAAGUGCGCAGCAUCUUCCCUGAAUACAAGGAGAAACUGUCCUUUGCCAUCGUCCAGGACAUCGCCCAGCCGGGAGCAUUCGAUGAAGCUGUGAAGGGGGUGCAGGGCAUUAUCCACACAGCCUCCCCCUUCCAAUUCCGCGUGGAAGACAACGAGCGCGACCUCCUCCAGCCCGCCAUCCGAGGCACCCGCUCCCUCCUCGAAGCCACCCAGCACCACGCCCCGCAAGUCAAGCGGGUAGUCCUCACCUCCUCCUUCGCCGCCAUCAACCACCUGCGCAAAGGCUACUGGCCCGAACACACCUACACGGAAGCCGACUGGAACCCGGACACCUACGAGGAAGCCCGAACGGCCGACGGCCCGACCGCCUACUGCGCCUCGAAAACGCUGGCCGAGAAAGCCGCGUGGGAGUUUGUGGAAACCGAGAAGCCCAACUUCACCCUCGCCACCAUCUGCCCGCCCAUGAUCUACGGGCCCGUCGAGCAGCCCGUCGCCAGCAUGGACCGGCUCAACGAGAGCGCCGCCGAUGUGUAUCGGUUCAUGAACGGGAGUCUGACCGAGAUCCCCGCCACCGGGUUCCCCGCUUGGGUGGACGUCCGCGAUGUGGCCGAGGCGCAUCUGCGGGCGUACGAGGCGGAGCAGGCGGCGGCCAAUGAGCGGUUCUUUGUCGUGGCCGGCAAUUUCUUCUAUGACGAGGUGUGCGAGGUCUUGCGAGGGGUAGAGGGAGUGGACAAGGCGAAGGUGCCGGUGGGGAAGACACAGGAGCGGCCGAAGGUGUAUGGCGUGUCGAAUGAGAAGGUGAGGAGUCGGUUGGGGAUGGAGUUUUAUUCCCUCGAGGCGAGCAUUCGUGAUACGGCGGAGAGUUUGUUAAAAUUGGAGAAGAAGUUGAAACAGUAAGGAUUGUUUAUUUUGACUUGAUUGGAUAGAUGUAUGAGAAUGAAUGACUGAGAGCAGUCUCUGUGUCGUG
Aspergillus saccharolyticus JOP 1030-1 is the source of this 1108-nucleotide messenger RNA. RefSeq names its product SDR family oxidoreductase. The record is from RefSeq and is a predicted model, not a curated record. The transcript has 2 exons. NCBI's taxonomy places the organism in Eukaryota, Fungi, Ascomycota, Eurotiomycetes, Eurotiales, Aspergillaceae. The coding region runs from base 13 to 1038 and encodes 341 amino acids. Gene Ontology annotation, molecular function: oxidoreductase activity, acting on the CH-OH group of donors, NAD or NADP as acceptor.